Messenger RNA from Ipomoea triloba (trilobed morning glory), 2001 nucleotides. RefSeq names its product amino acid transporter AVT6E. Bases 310 to 1758 code for a protein of 482 amino acids. Lineage: Eukaryota; Viridiplantae; Streptophyta; Magnoliopsida; Solanales; Convolvulaceae. The transcript has 3 exons. Gene Ontology annotation, biological process: amino acid transmembrane transport. The record is from RefSeq and is a predicted model, not a curated record. Gene Ontology annotation, molecular function: amino acid transmembrane transporter activity.
UUUAUCGCCAAGUCAGCCGUCUCUCCCGGUCUCCCCGUCUAAUUUUUGCUACGCCCUCUCCUUCUUUCUCCUCUCUGCAUCUCUCUCUCGCUCGCACAGAAAUUUUCUAUCCUCUCUAUCGACUACUAACUUUUCUCUAUACCUCCCUCAUCCUCUUUAUCUCUACUCUUCUUUCUGGAUCUCUCUCUUUUGCAAGGGGAUCUGGACUUCUAAGAGAUCGACGGAUCAUUUCAUGCACGCAGGGUAGAUCGGAUGAGGAGAGGAUUUUUCUUCUUUUAAUAAAGACGUUCCAGCCUUCCAGAUUGAGAUAUGGAUAGUAAUUAUUCAGCUGUUGCUUCCAAGGAUGGAUUCGUAGACUUACAACUGAAAGAUGGAGACUUUGAAUCUGAUGUCCCAUCUAGGAAGUUGGUAGCUUCAGAUCAGGAAAACAGGUACGUGAAACCGGUCAAUGCGGAUGAACUUGAAUUAGAUGACAUUGAUUUCGAUAAUUUGCCCCUUAUUUUUGGUGAAAAUAAAUCUGGAUCUGGAAUAUAUGGGGCUGUUUUCAACCUCACCACGACUAUUAUUGGGGCGGGGAUUAUGGCAUUGCCUGCCACAAUGAAAGUUUUGGGUUUGAUUUUAGGUUUUAUUUUGAUAAUCUUGAUGGGUAUUUUGUCUGAAAUGAGUGUUGAAUUGCUUAUCCGUUUCUCGGUCCAGUGCAAUGCAUCAUCCUAUGGAGAGGUUGUUCAGGCCGCUUUGGGUAAAACAGCUAGGAUCUUAUCGGAGAUUUGCAUCAUUGUGAACAAUGCUGGUGUAUUAAUUGUUUAUUUGAUUAUAAUUGGAGAUGUUAUGUCAGGUUCACUUCACCAUAUUGGUGUUUUUGAUCAGUGGUUAGGUCAAGGGGUGUGGGAUCAUAGGAAGUUGGUGGUUCUGAUCUUUUUGGUGAUUUUUCUUGCACCUCUGUGUGCAUUAGACAAGAUUGAGUCAUUGAGCUUGACGUCAGCGGCUUCUGUUGCUCUUGCUGUGGUAUUUGUUUUUGUUGCUUUCAUUGUAGCAUUCAUUAAGCUUGUUGAAGGGAAAAUUGAAGCUCCUAGAAUGACCCCGGAUUUUGGAUCCACCAGGGCAAUCUUGGAUCUACUUGUGGUGAUUCCUAUAAUGUCAAAUGCUUAUGUUUGUCAUUUUAAUAUUCAACCUAUUUAUAAUGAGCUUGAAGGACGCUCGCCACAGAAGAUGUACCGAGUGGGAAGGAUCACCACCGUUAUUUGUGUACUGGUGUAUGCUUCAACCGCUGUUGCUGGUUAUUUACUCUUUGGAAAAGAGACUGAAUCUGAUGUACUGACUAACUUUGAUAAAGAUCUCGGUAUUCGUUUUAGUACAGCUUUAACAUAUAUCGUCCGCAUUGGCUAUGUCUUCCAUUUAAUCCUUGUCUUCCCUGUUAUCCAUUUCUCCCUAAGGCAAGCAGUUGAUGCAUUGUUCUUUAAGGAUUCAGCCCCACUCCAAGAGAGUAGGAAGAGGUGCUUGGCUCUGACUGCAGUUCUCUUAGCUCUCAUAUAUUUCGGUUCAACCAUGAUUCCAAACAUUUGGACUGCAUUCAAAUUCACAGGUGCAACUACAGCGGUUUCUUUAGGUUUUACAUUUCCAGCUCUUAUUGCCCUAAGAUUGAGCAAAGAAGGGAAUGGGUUGAGCAGCGGAGAGAAGGCAUUGUGUUGGUCCAUGUUAGUAAUGGCUGUUAUUGUUAGCACUCUGGGAGUGAUUGGCAACAUUUAUAGCAUAAAAUAGUAAGCUAAUUGGCUGCUUGUUUAUCAUACAAUAGAUAGCAGCAAAAAUGAGUUUGAACAUGAUGUUUUUGUGUAUUUCUCUUGUAGAUAUGCUUGGUUGAGCAUGAUGUAUCAUUUUGGUUGAGAUAUUCCAUACCUUGUCCUAUUUUUUCCCACAGCAGCUUGGGUGCCAUUGUAGUAUUGUACCACAAGAUUCAACAGUUGUACUACUAUUAGUAUAUCACACAAGUCCAUUUUACUUCCA